UGCAGCGACGGCACGCCACGACCCCGAUCCCACGCAAGCCCCGACGUCGUCGUUGGACCCUCAGGUACCCAUGCCGCCGCCGCCGCCGUGGCUCUCUGUUUUUCCUUUUUGAACCAACACUUAGAGGACCUUUAGUAACUGUAAUAGUACUCCAGCCAUUGUUUAGGUUGUUUUGGCACCCAUCAUUGCUGUAACAGCAGUUAAACGCACCGGGGGAUGCUGUUCAGGUGCUACAAUAGCAUGAAAAGCACCCAAUAGUGCUGUUCCUGUGCUGUCGCAACCUGAACGACACCCCUUAGUGCAAUUCUUGGGCUGGCCGAGCAACAACCUCUAGUGCUGUUUUUAGUCUGAUAUUAGAUUUCUAGAUAAUGCAAAGGUGAAAAAGAAAAGGAGACGGAGGUGUUGAGAUAAGUGCAACAAUUAAAUAGUGGGGUGGGGAACUGUUCAUUUAGCUCACAGGUGUUUCGUACAAAAGGUACUAAAGUGGGGCCCUUGCUAUACUACAGGACUUUGCAAAGCAUAAUUGGUUACAGGUGGUCACGCGUGUUAUACAGUGACUCACGGUUAGUUCGGACACAGCAAACGACCUUCCAGAUAGACAUAGCCAGCGACAUAGUCUCAUCAAUGGUAGUGGGAAGUCUAAAGCUAUGGACUGAUCUGGUGGUAGAAGGAUUCCAAAAGUCACUUCGCGUCGGCAAGUUCCUGUGCCUCCUCCAUGCCAUCGACACCUAUGUCUGCACUCCUGUGUUGCCCUACGGCCCAAGCAUGCUCCCGACCCUGAACUCGACUGGCGACUUGGUCCUUGUGGAGCGGGUCUCCACCUGGCUCGGCAAAGUGGGUCGAGGUGACAUGGUGCUCUUGCGCUCUUCAGAGGAUCCAAGGAAGACUCUGAUCAAGCGCAUCGUGGGCGUGGAAGGCGAUACUGUUACUUACCUCGUGGAUCCCAAGUACAGUGAUGCAUCAAGAACUUGUGUGGUUCCUUGGGGAAAUGUAUGGGUUCAAGGAGAUUACAUAUAUAAUUCUAGAGAUUCACGAACUUUUGGGGCUGUGUCCUAUGGUCUUGUAGAAGGCAAAUUAUUCUGGAGGCAGAUAUGGCCACUCAAAAGCUUUGGCUCUCUACAUGGAAAAGCCAAAGAAGAUUCGUAGGUCUUUUGAGGCAUGGGAGGAAGUUCUUUUGUCAGGAAGAUUGUCGCCAAUAUGGAUGACGCCUUUGAUCUAAAUCGUCCUCACGUAUUCUCUUCCAUGGAUGCACGGGUAUAUGUCGAUUAUAUCCUGUGUAUUGUUUGCAUAGGAAGAGAGUAAUUGCAGCUCUUUUAGCUACCUUGUAAUCAAUGAAAUUUUCUGGCAUCAUGGAAUGACAUUGUUCAU
Molecule: messenger RNA, 1368 nt
Organism: Rhodamnia argentea
Lineage: Eukaryota; Viridiplantae; Streptophyta; Magnoliopsida; Myrtales; Myrtaceae
Product: mitochondrial inner membrane protease subunit 1-like
Exons: 8
Coding region: 625-1146 (173 amino acids)
Cellular component (GO): membrane; mitochondrial inner membrane peptidase complex
Molecular function (GO): serine-type endopeptidase activity
Source: RefSeq, a predicted model, not a curated record